CCUCUCCCUCUUUCUCUCUGAAGACCAUGAGCGCGUUUCUCCUCCUGAUCUUCGCGCACACAAUCUCUCCAAGAGCAAGGAAUAACGCGCGCACUCCGUUUCACAGGAGGUCCGUCUCCACGCGCUGGGAACAUCGCUUCGCGCACGUUCGGACUCUUUCAUUUGUGUCUGUUUAAUUCUCGGUUUUCUCUCUGUGAGGGUCGAAGGUGUUGGAGAUGAUGCGCGCCGCGUUUGGAUUAUUCGGCGUCUUUCUCAUCGUCUUUGUCCAGCAGCCACACUGCGCUCGUGCCAACAAAACCCCGCAAGAUGUGGACGAGUGCGCGGAGGCCUUGGACAGCUGCAGUAUUGAUGCCAUCUGUCAAAACACCCUGAGGUCAUACAAAUGCAUCUGCAAAUCAGGAUACAAGGGUGACGGCAAAUAUUGCGAAGAUAUCGAUGAGUGUGCCAGCGAAUAUAACGGCGGCUGCGUUCACGAGUGCAUCAACAUCCCUGGAAACUACAGAUGCACGUGCUACGAUGGCUUCCGACUGGCCCACGAUGGACACAACUGCCUGGAUGUGGACGAGUGCGGGGAGGGGAAUGGCGGCUGUCAGCAGAUCUGUGUGAACAUGAUGGGAAGUUAUGAAUGUCGGUGCAGAGACGGAUUCCUCCUAUCGGACAACCAGCACACCUGCAUCCAGAGGCCAAAAGUACGCUUCAAUGGAACUACAGAUGUGCCCACCUGCAUGGACAAAAACCACUGUGCUCACAUCUGCCGAGAAACACCCAAUGGAACCAUCGCCUGCGAGUGCCGGCCGGGAUUCCAGCUCACCAAAAACAACAGGGACUGUAAACUGACAUGUAACUAUGGUAACGGAGGAUGUCAGCACAUCUGCGAGGAGAUGGACCACGGGCCCAGAUGUUUGUGUCACAUGAAGUUUGCUCUACACUCUGAUGGGAAGACCUGUGUAGAAGAAAGGAGUGUCCAACCGCAGCCCCUGCAGCCACAGCUGUUACCCAAUGAGACGUGUGCGGUGAAUAACGGCGGAUGUGACAGCACGUGUCAUGAUGCUGUCACUGGUGUGCGGUGCAGCUGCCCGGUGGGCUUCACACUACAGCCAGACCGCAAGACCUGUAAAGACAUUGAUGAAUGCCGUAUGAACAAUGGGGGGUGUGACCAUGUGUGCAGAAACACAGUGGGUAGCUUCGAGUGCAGCUGCAAGAAAGGAUACAAACUUUUGACCAAUGAGAGGACUUGUCAAGAUAUCGACGAGUGCUCGUUCGACCGGGCGUGCGACCACACCUGCGUGAACUCACCCGGAAGUUUCCAGUGCUACUGUCACAAAGGUCACGUCCUCUACGGCGUGGCUCAUUGUGGAGAUAUCGAUGAGUGCAGCAUCAACCGAGGCGGAUGCAAAUUUGGAUGUUUGAACACGUUGGGCAGUUACGAGUGCACGUGUCCUCCAGGAUACAAACUGCACUGGAAUAAGAAAGACUGCGUCGAGGUGGUGAAGUGUCCGUCCAGUCUUCUGUCCUCUAAAGCCACGCUCACCUGCAGUAAGACGGGAAAGAAAGAGAGCUGCUCCCUCACCUGUGCAUCCAAAGCACAUUACCUGGCAGAGUCGGACAGCAGUUAUUCUGUGAGUUGUGGAAUACCCGUUCUGCGGGGUAAAUCACAGGGCCGCUUCAACACAAGCACCGCUCAGAGCUGCGUAGAGACUCAGGCUCCUCCCGUGAAACAGACGGCGUCCUUCCGGAUCAAGAAUGCCAAAUGUCACCUGCACCCGAAGCACAAGGGGAGGGCGGAGGACAACGGCAGACAGAUCGGGCCAGGCGGUCAGCCGUGCGUCAACUGCCUGGUCACGUUUGUUAACCUGAAGUGCGACUCUUCCAAGAAGACCAAAGGUCGGCGAGCGCGUAACCCGUCGAGCAAAGAGAUCACACGGAUCACCCUGGAGCUGGAGGCCGAAGUGAAGCCGGGAGACGCCACGGGGAACUGUAAUAUGAUGUGUCAAAGACAGCGGAUGGAACAGCAGAUGAAGUCGUACAUCAAAGCACUGAAGAAGUCUAUUAACCAGGAGCGUUUUCUCAUCCGGGUGGCGGGGUUGGAGUACGAGGUGGCGCAGAAGCUCUCUCAGCCCGCCGCCAAGCAGGAGAACUGCGGACCGGGUCGAGAGAAGGACAGCGGCCGCUGUGUCAGAUGUUUGCCUGGGUCAUACUACCACGGUGAACAGGAGCGAUGCGUUCAGUGCCCACCCGGAACUUUCCAAGAGCGUGAUGGUCAGCUGGCCUGUGACCUUUGCCCUGGAGGAGACCGGCACGGUCCAGCAGGAGCUCGUAACAUCACGUCGUGUGCAGGUCAGUGUCCUCCUGGAUAUUUCUCCAGCGAUGGCUUUAAGCCCUGUCAGUUAUGCCCGCUGGGCACGUACCAGCCUGACCCCGGACGAACUCUCUGCUUCCCGUGUGGAGGAGGACUCGGUACCAAACGAGAGGGUGCCAUCUCCUUCAAUGACUGUGAGGUCAAAGUGUUGUGUUCUCCAGGUCAUUAUUAUAACACUUCAGUUCAUCGUUGUAUCCGCUGUCCUCGUGGAACGUAUCAGGCCGAGUUCAGACAGAACUACUGUAUCUCCUGUCCUGGAAACACAACCACAGACUUCGACGGGGCCAUCAGCGUCUCCCAAUGCAAGAAUCGGGAGUGCGGUGGUGAAAUCGGCGAGUUCAUCGGAUACAUCGAGUCUCCCAACUAUCCUGGAAACUACCCGGCCAACGUGGAGUGCAACUGGACCAUAAGCCCUCCGCACAAACGCAAGAUUCUAAUCGUGGUUCCUGAAAUCUUCCUGCCGUCCGAGGACGAGUGUGGAGAUGUUUUAGUCAUGAGGAAGAACUGGUCGGCGACCUCCAUCACCACGUAUGAGACGUGUCAAACGUACGAGAGGCCCAUCGCGUUCACGGCUCGCUCGCGUCGUCUCUGGAUUAACUUUAAAACGAAUGAUGUCAACAGCGCUCGAGGGUUCCAGAUUCCAUACGUCACGUAUGACGAGGAUUACGAGCAGCUCGUUGAAGAUAUCGUUAGAGACGGACGACUUUAUGCUUCUGAAAACCAUCAAGAAAUACUUAAGGAUAAAAAACUCAUUAAAACUCUCUUUGAUGUGCUGGCUCACCCAAACAACUACUACAAGUACUCCCCUCGAGACUCCACGGAGAUGCUGCCGCGCUCCUUCAUACGCCUCAUCCACAGCAAAGUCUCCGCCUUCCUGCGUCCGUACAAAUAGUCCAAAAGCUCCGCCCACCCCCUCCGAUCACCUGACCGCAACUCGACAGGAUCUUACACACACACACACACACACACACACCGCCACACCCAAUGACAUCACACUAUGCAGAUAUCAAACGUUUCGCUUCACUUUACCUUAUUUCUUACGUGUUCUUACGGGAAACAUCUUACGUGUAGUCUGUAAAAAUGUAUUGCAAAAAGACUGCGGUCACACUCCGUGCUGUCUCGAUGUUUUUGUUGGAUUGUAUGAAUGUCCGGUUCAGAACCCCGUGCGAGUUUAAACUCACGUCACAGAAACGAUGCGUUCAGACGGAAGAAAGUUGUAGCAUGUCAAAGAAAUAUUUUACGUAGCAAGCGGUGACCGUGCUUUCAAAACGAGCUUUUCCAGCUCAUCCGAAUAAAUGUACAAUCUUUUGCAUAUCUGUAGUUUUAACGUGCUCUUGAUUCAUAUCAAGCAUUUCACAUUUAUAUUUGAGCUCCUAGAGCAUUCAUGUAAUCUCCAAAGGUCACGCUGUUAAAACAGUAACGUUCUGUCUGUUCAGAUUGUAUUAUUUUCAGCCGCAUAUUCGUCCUAAUAUUCGCGUUAAUUUAACAAGAAAGAUGUGUGUUAUUGAAAAGGCUCGGGUGAUGAAAAGGUCGCUUGGUGUGUAAAGCAUUGGACACUCGGUUCUGUGCGAGACAGAAAUUGUUUUGGUUUUUUUUCUUUUGCAGGACAUGCAAUUGCUGCUUGAUUUAAAUCGUCACUUUAAACCUUCUGUUUGAAUGAUAUUCCGAAAUUUUCCCCCGCAGAGAAGAGCAGUUAGGGGCCGAACCCUUUCAACGUGAACCACUGAUCAAUACAAACCUGAGGUUAACACGGAUGGGAGUCAUGAAACAGUAUCAGUACACAUUUCAGUCCUGAAGUGGAUGAAGCGGCAGUGUUUUGAGUUUGAUUUGCACAUAACUUUAACCAUCCGAAGCAAAGCGGCGUUCGGUUAACAGGUGAUGGGUUUCACCGGACCGCAGUGAUGUUUGCUUUUAAGUGCCUGAAGUACAAAAUCGUCAGGAGAAAGCCUGUGGAUGUGGACAUUUGAGAAGUUUGGGUAAAUUGUUCCUUAAACAUUUAGGCUAUUAGGAAAAAGUUAACUUUGGAUCGGUCAGUUCAAACCCUAUUCUAAGUGUAACCGAAGACAGAAAAGGAAACAUCACAACGGUUGUUUGUCAUCUCUCUCUCUUUUGUUUAUUGUAAAUAUAAAAUAAACUAAUUGGAAUCUAAGUGAUAUGUUCAAAGUUCUUCGACCUUGUAUUUAGUUUGCUAUGUGUUGUCCGCCCUGCCAAAUGUCGACACAAUUCUAUCUAUAAAAAACCAUCUGAGAGGAUGUGAACGUUUUAAGACCUGAAAAUGCUCCGCAUGAGAAUUUUACGGUGUCGAUCAAAAUGCUCCAGAUGUGGUCAAGUGUGUUUAUUUGACAGACCUCUCUUUCCAAAGAUGGUAAAAGCAGACAAAGAGGUCCCAGUCUGUUAAAGUGCAGUGACUUCCAAAAAAAAACUCAAAAGAGAGAUUCCCAAAUUCUAAAAUAAAAAGAAUGAUGUCCUGUGUUUAAAAAUAAUGUUUUAAUGGAACAGUGAUCGACGUUUUUGGCAUUUUGUACAUUUGACACCGGUCACUAAUAUAAAUGUUUAACUGUUUAAAUGUAAUAGUGUAGAAAGAAAGAUGAAAAACCGAAAUCAAAGCAAACUUAAGUCAGGAACGGGCUGGACAGAACGGUCAAACUCAAGUUUCUCCCUCAAUGUAAACAUUCUGCAGCACUACGGGAUUGAAAUCUCUGUAUUGGUCAUAAUAUGUGAAAUAGCCACGACUGUCAUGAAAUAAAAGGUUUGUGGCAAAGUAGUCAAUGUUUGCUUCUUUUGAAUGUUCACUAAAGAAAUGUCAUUAGCAGUCUGUGACUGCGGCUUUAUUUUUAUAAUUUCCCCUCGUCUUUGCUCUACCAAACCCAUUUCAAACAACUUUAAAUGUAUCGCAUUUCUGUUAUUUUUCUUUGUUUUUGUUUCAUUGUGUUCUUCGUUUUCUUUUCUUUUUCAUCUAAAUAUAUAUAUAUAUUUUUUUUUUUUUUUUUUUUUUUUUUUU
Triplophysa rosa is the source of this 5360-nucleotide messenger RNA. RefSeq names its product signal peptide, CUB domain, EGF-like 3 (gene scube3). NCBI's taxonomy places the organism in Eukaryota, Metazoa, Chordata, Actinopteri, Cypriniformes, Nemacheilidae. The record is from RefSeq and is a predicted model, not a curated record. Gene Ontology annotation, biological process: signal transduction. The coding region runs from base 216 to 3251 and encodes 1011 amino acids. Gene Ontology annotation, molecular function: calcium ion binding. Gene Ontology annotation, cellular component: cell surface. The transcript is spliced from 23 exons.